Messenger RNA from Aspergillus fischeri NRRL 181, 1149 nucleotides. RefSeq names its product putative MFS transporter. Gene Ontology annotation, molecular function: transmembrane transporter activity. Lineage: Eukaryota; Fungi; Ascomycota; Eurotiomycetes; Eurotiales; Aspergillaceae. Gene Ontology annotation, cellular component: membrane. Gene Ontology annotation, biological process: transmembrane transport. The record is from RefSeq and is a predicted model, not a curated record. The transcript has 5 exons. Bases 1 to 1149 code for a protein of 382 amino acids.
AUGUCGACGACAACAGUUGAGCUUGCUUCACAAGGACAACAAGAGUCACAGAGCUCAGUCCACACAUUUGGUCCGAUUGCUGACGAUGCGAUUGUUCAAGCAAAGCAAAAAUGGAAUGACCCUCCCAUCAACAAAUGGCGCCUUUUAGCUACAUUCGCCAGUUUCGCCGUUGUAGGAGCGAGCGACGGCGUCUACGGACUUCGCGAAGACUAUAAACUGUCUACGACCGUGGUCUCUUUAAUCUUCGUGACCCCGUUUGCCGGAUACACGAUUGCCACGCUUGUCGUCAACAAGAUUCAUAUGACAUUUGGACAACGAGGGAUUGCGAUCAUCGGUCCGCUAUGCCACAUCGUUCCGUUCGUGAUCAUGGCCAUCCACCCGCCCUGGCCGGCAAUGUUGGCCGUCUACGUGAUUGUUGGCUUGGGCAAUGGCCUCAUCGACGCUGCAUGGAACUCCUGGAUCGCCGAUAUGGCUAAUGCAAACACAAUGAUGGGGCUCCUCGGGGCGUCUUAUGGUGUCGGGGCAACACUGAGCCCAACAAUCGCGACGCAGAUGAUCAAGUCGGGCCUGCGCUGGAACUAUUUCUACUACACUCUGCUUGGGGGCUCCGUUCUAGAACUGCUGACCAGCGUGGCUACGUUCUGGAAAGAAAAUGCAGUUAGCUACAGAGCCAAAAACCGCAGGAGCCCCGAUAGCAGCGGUGGGAGCAGAACCACGGAGGCGAUGAAAAGUCCCAUUACCUGGCUGAUAGCCAUCUGGCUGUUUGUGUACAUGGGUGUCGAAGUGUCCGUGGGUGGCUGGGUCGUCGAUUUCAUGGUUCAGGCCCGUAACGGAGAGCCAUUCGAAUCUGGUCUGGUUCCAACUGGCUUCUGGGCUGGCGUCACUAUCGGGCGUCUGGUUCUGGGCUUUAAUGAAGGAGAGCGGACUGCGAUCACUAUUUACCUUGCUAUUUCAAUUGCCCUGGAGCUUGUCUUUUGGCUGGUCCCAAAGUUUGUCGUCUCUGCCGUUGCUGUCUCGCUGCUUGGCUUCUUUACCGGCCCUCUCUUUCCCGCAGCAAUUGUAGUGGCGGCCAAGCUGCUUCCGAAGCAUCUGCAUACCCCGGGCAUUGGACUCGCGUCAUCAUUGGCAGGCGGCGGUGCUGCAAUGUAA